Molecule: messenger RNA, 1523 nt
Organism: Paramormyrops kingsleyae
Lineage: Eukaryota; Metazoa; Chordata; Actinopteri; Osteoglossiformes; Mormyridae
Source: RefSeq, a predicted model, not a curated record
ACACUAUGAAUUUCAAUGAUGAAAAUGUAUUCAUUUGGAAAGGAUUUUACCCUCUUCAAGAUAAAUCCCGAAUGUGGCAUUUUUUAAACACCUGGUUUGACUGUCAAGCCAUGCACUUCAGGACCUUCAAGAUAAUGGAUGAUGACAACAGCCGUACCCUAGACAUGAAAGAGUUCCUCAAGGGCUUAAAUGACUAUGGUGUGAACAUCGAAAAAGAUGAGGCCCUAAAGCUGUUCCAGCUCUUUGACAGGGAUGGCAGUGGACUCAUUGACUUUGAUGAAUUUCUCAUCAUGCUCAGGCCGCCCAUGUCUAAUGCCAGGAAAGAAGUGAUCAUGGAGGCUUUCCGAAAGCUGGAUAAGACCGGCGAUGGGAUCAUCACCAUUGAAGACUUAAAGGGAGUGUAUAACGCGAAGAACCACCCGAAAUAUCAAAACGGAGAGUUAACCGAGGAGCAGGUCUUCCGUCAGUUCCUGGAUAACUUUGACUCACCCUAUGACAAGGACGGGAAGGUGACCCAGGAAGAGUUUAUGAAUUACUACGCAGGUGUGAGUGCUUCCAUCGACACAGAUGUCUACUUUAUCGUUAUGAUGCGGAAUGCCUGGAAAUUAAACUAACAGCUCGAUCUACAAUCCCUAGGGUAACAAGCCUUGACCCCGACCUGUGGGAUGUGGAUUGCAGAGCAGGCUUUUCUGCGAUGCCGCCUUUGUAGAGUCUUUCAUUCCCCUAUAGGGAGUCAGUCUGCUCUGCUUCCUGCCUUUUCUUUGGGGUAGCAACAAGCAAACAUUUUUCUUUCCUGUAUCUCUCUCUAUUUGUAGCUUGAUUCCUGAGAAUGAAUCCUCAGACACACCCUAGGGGCUGUUCCACAAAGCAGGAUUUCUUCCUUAUCCGGAUAACUUGUCGGAUUUAAGGUAGUCUGGGCUAAAUGAAAGGGAAUGAAAAUAAAGUCCAUUUAGCCCAGACUACCUUAAAUCCAAUCUACCUUAUCUGGCUAAGCAAGAAAUCCUCCUUCAUGGAAUACCCCCCUGGAAAUGAUAACGUUUUACACUAUGGUACAGUCCACUGAUCUGUGCAGACUGAACCGUAAGGCUGUCCAGUGCCCCUGUGUGGUCACUCAUUCUUAGAGUCUGUGGUCUGAUCAAAACCACAUUUAGCUGAUAGUGUAGCUGUUUCUGGGUUAUCAGUCGCUUUGCAUCAGAAGUGGCCGCUGUCCUCUGUAGGUGUUAGCGUGCUAAUGCACUGUGCAUAAUGGAUGUUCUUCUCUCCAUACGGGCUGCCGCCUCUGUUUGAGCUUCCCCGUGUUUUCAUCCUGUUUGUGUCAGAAGACCGAUCCGAGUCUGAAGGCUGCUGAACACCGUGGGCUGAGGCGUAACUUUGGGUGCCUGACGUCUGUCCUCUGCAUCUCCUGCAGGUGACCAAGGAGGAGUUCUUAAACUAUUACUCCGGAGUCAGUGCCUCCAUCGACAGCGACGUAUACUUUAUUCUGAUGAUGAGGAGUGCAUGGAGACUCUGAUUUUCUAUUACUG